GUGGUAAGCCAGGAUGGCGGAUAUUCCGGAUAUACUGGCAUUGUGUACGAGAAUUUACUUCCUGACGCCCCUUGAUCCAGAUCCAUGAAUUUGACGCAAGCACUCCUGUGACGUAACCUCGAUCGGUCCGCACAACCAGCGCGAGUAGGAUCAUCCCAUCAGAUCUCGAGCAGUUCCUUCUGCCCAUGUGCUCGCAUCCGGAGGCCAGCUACGUCGACACGGCGAUAACUCACCCCAUUGCGAUACGACUGACUGCGUCUCGCCGAAAAUGUCGAUUGUCAAGACCAUCUGUGCAGCCCUCGAGCGCAUUGCUCCCAUUCGCCUCGCAGAGAAGUGGGACAAUGUUGGGUUGCUCCUGGAGGCCCCCCUUACGCGCCCGCAAGCAAACCGUAUUCUCCUGACGAUUGAUCUUACGCCAGCGGUAGUCACCGAGGCCCUCGACACGCCCACAGCAUUCAUAGUCUCCUACCACCCAACCAUCUUCCACCCCCUCAAGUCCCUGACGCUCUCAAACCCGCUGCAAGCCUCCAUCUUACGCUGCGCCACCGCAGGCAUCUCAGUAUACUCGCCUCAUACAUCCCUGGACUCGUUCGUCGGUGGCAUCAAUGACUGGCUUUGCCUGGGCUUGAACGACCAGGCGGUCCCCAAGAGCGAGCACAUCAGCUACAUCGGAGAGGACAAGGAGGGACUCGGUGGGCUUGGUCGGAUCAUCACCUUCCCUCACCCGGUGAGCAUGAAUGAGCUGCAGAGACGCGUCAAGGCGCAUCUCAAACUGGAACACAUCCAAGUAGGCUACACCGCCGCGCGCGACCUGUCGACCGUACGCUCCGUCGCGGUAUGCGCCGGCUCCGGUGGCUCAGUCCUCCUCGGAGUGGACGCCGACGUCUACUUCACGGGUGAGAUGGCGCACCACGAAGUCCUCGCAGCACUCGGGACUGGUCACAAUGUCUUGCUUUGCGGUCACACGAACACCGAGCGGGGCUUCUUGCCUGUGCUCGCGGAACAUCUGAAGCGCCAGCUCACUAACGAGCUACCGAACUUCGAGAUACAUGUUAGCAAGGAGGAUCAUCACCCGCUGGCCAUCGUCUAGAAAUGCAAGCUUGUGUCACUGCACCGCUGAGGGCAUUUCACUCAGUUGAGCCAGGA
This is a messenger RNA of Rhodofomes roseus, 1146 nucleotides long. RefSeq names its product NGG1p interacting factor 3. The transcript is spliced from 6 exons. Bases 269 to 1090 code for a protein of 273 amino acids. The record is from RefSeq and is a predicted model, not a curated record. Lineage: Eukaryota; Fungi; Basidiomycota; Agaricomycetes; Polyporales; Fomitopsidaceae. Gene Ontology annotation, cellular component: mitochondrion; cytoplasm.